UAGAUUCCGUAUGCUAAUAAUUCUAACAAUCCCUUUUGGUCAUUUUCGUUUCUUAAGAUGUCAAUGGUAUUUGUUUGAGUGGAAGCAGAGAGGUUUUAUAAUGGAAGAAGACCAAGGUCUUGAUCCUUAUAAGCACCUUAAGAUAGCUCCCAAUCAUGAUGGCACCAUCACGCGCCUGCGCGUGGACCCACCCACUUCACCGGCGUCAGAUCCUAACCUUCCGAUUUCUGUUCUGACCAAAGAUAUCAUCAUCAUCCCUGAAUUUAACGUCUCUGCUCGAAUCUUCGUGCCUCGGAAAGCACUGGAUAAUUCCUCCCCAAAGCUACCUCUUAUUUUGUACUUCCAUGGUGGCGGCUUCAUCUUAUUCAGUGCAGCCUCGUCCAUGUUUCAUGAUUUCUGCAUAAACAUGGCCAACGACGUCCAAGCCAUCGUAUUGUCGUUAGAUUAUCGUCUUGCGCCUGAUCAUCGGUUGCCGGCGGCGUACGACGACGCCAUGCAAGCGUUGCACUGGAUCCAAACCAACCACGACGACUGGCUCGGGAAGUAUGCUGAUUUAUCUUCUUCUUACCUUAUGGGCAGUAGCUCGGGAGCAAAUAUAGCGUACCACGCGGGUCUACGUGUAGUUGCGGAAUCGGAAGGUUACGAUGAACCGUUGAAGAUCAGAGGGUUGAUAUUGGUGCAGCCAUUUGUCGGUGGGAUGGAAAGGCGUGGAUCUGAAUUGAGGCUGGUGAAUGAUCCGGUGCUGCCGCUGUGUGUGACUGACCUGAUGUGGGAGUUGUCGCUGCCCGUUGGAUCGAACCGUGAUCAUGAGUAUUGCAAUCCGAUGGCUGGAAGAGAUGAUGAGGAGAAGAAGAAGAAGAUGCAGAAGAUGAGGGUGUUGGGAUGGAGGGUGAUGGUGAUUGGGUGUGAGGGGGACCCACUGGUGGACCGUCAGAAAGAAAUGGUGACAUGGAUGGAGGAAAAUGGUGUAAAAGUGGAGGUCAGUUUCGAAGAUGGAUAUAAUCACGGGGCUGAACUUCGUAAUGCUCUUAAACAAAAGGAGCUCUUCUCAAAGACCAAGACUUUUGUUGGCUCUUAGCUAUCUGCUGCUUAGACUGAUUAAUGGGAUUUAAAUAAUACUUGAAUGAAUGGGUUCAAUUCAGUGACUUAUUUGUAUGUGUUCUUCUUAUUAUAUGGGAAGACCUUUCUUUGUGUUUUCCACCCACUAGAGAUAUCGAAAGUGGGAUUUCUUAUUAUUAUCUAGAGAUAAUUUAAGUCAUAUUUUUAAUUGAUUUUUGACCA
This is a messenger RNA of Neltuma alba, 1281 nucleotides long. RefSeq names its product carboxylesterase 1-like. The record is from RefSeq and is a predicted model, not a curated record. The transcript has 2 exons. Gene Ontology annotation, molecular function: hydrolase activity. NCBI's taxonomy places the organism in Eukaryota, Viridiplantae, Streptophyta, Magnoliopsida, Fabales, Fabaceae. The coding region runs from base 11 to 1078 and encodes 355 amino acids.